CUCGGCAGGCGGGCCGGGUCCGGCGGCGCGAGCGGCGCGCGGCGGGAGCAGACACCGCUCAGCGCCCGCAGCCCGGGGUCCCGCGCGGCCCCGACCCCGCAGCCAGGCAAGAUGUGGCGGCGCUGGGAAGCGGGAUGGGACGAGAAGAGGGAGCUGCAGGAGCUCAACUCCAAGCUGCGGGUCUUCGUGUCCCGCGUGCGGGAGCUGGAGGAGGAGAACCGCUUUCUGGCGCGGGAGCUGGCGGAGCUGCGGGAGCAGGAGCUGCUCGGGCUCCGCGUGCCCGAGCAGGAGCUGGCGUGGCUGCGGGCGCAGCUGGAGGAGCUGAGCCGGGCGAAGCUGGAAGCGGAGCUGGAGCGGGACGGGCUGCGGCGGGAGCUGGAGCAGCUGCGGGCGCUGGGGGCCGAGGUGCUGGCGAUGCGGCGGCGCCUGGAGCCCGAGCUGGCCGGGCAGCGGCAGCUGCUGGAGCGGCUGCGGGGCGAGUGCGUGGCCCUGGAGGAGCUGCUGCUGCAGCUGGAGGCCGAGCACGGGCACCUGGCGGAGCGGCAGCGACGGGAGGCGGUGGAGAUGCGGGAGCUGCGGGUAGACCUGGCGGCCCUGCCGCCCCCCUUGGCCGGGCUGAGCCUGGAGGAGCUGGAAGAGACCUACGAGUCGCUCCUCGGCCAGUACUGCCGGGAAACCCUGCUGCGCUACCAGGAGCAGAUCCGGGUGCUGCAGGAGCAGGAGGCGCAGCGGAGCCGGGAGAACCUGGAGCUGCUGCGGGAGGAGAGCCGGCAGUGCCGGCAGCACCUGGAGAACCUGCACCGCCAGGGCCGGGAGCUCUGCGGGCUGCGGGAGCGGCUGGAGCAGGAGCUGCUGGCCUUGCAGGACCGCCACGGCGCCGAGCUGGAGGAGUACCAGAGGAUAAUCGACGCCCUAGAAGAAGAAAAGCAGUUCCUGACCACGUCCAUCACAGAUUACCUGAAGGACUACCAAGAAUUACUGCAGGUGAAAGCCGGUCUCAUCCUUGAAAUUGAAACCUACAGAGCUUUGUUAGAAGGGGAGAGCAACCAGUGGAUUAUUACAUGGAGAGAUCAGUAUGCAGGGAAAUUGCCUCGAGAUAUUGUAAACACUUCAUAUAACUACACUGAUAUUUACUCUGCUUAUCAAGAAAGAAAUAGAAAUAAAGCUUCACCAGCUACCAGGAUCACUGAGACGAGACACAGAAUGCCACUGACAGAUACAAGCAGUUCUACACGUUAUUCAGUGCAGUCAACACAGGCUGGAUCACAGACAACAGUUAGUGGAAGAACUUUUGGAAGAGAUGUACUUGGUUCAGCAUAUCGCCCUUCAACAACUCUUACAAAGGAUGAAAAGAUUGUAACAGACCACAAAGAAUUCAGAAAAUUUACUCCAGGCUACAGUAGCUGGAAAAACACUGAAAUGCAGCAAAAGACAAUUCCAGAAAGAAAGACAACAGAAGUUACAACUUCAUCCACAGUAUCUGUUUCGAAAGAAGUGGCACAUGCUGAAAGAUCAGACAAGGACCACAAAGCUGACACAAAGCCAGGGAUUUCUGAAAAUAUAAGAACAAAACCAAGCUUCGCUAGAUUUCCAGCUUAUGAGCUGAACACCAAUUUUCGACCAUCUAAAUAUGAAGAAACCAUAACUGAAACUCGGACCACGCUACAAGAAAAAAGAGGAGGCAGCAAACCAACUGAAGAGAAAAGAUCUCUGCUGAAAGAAACAGAUAAGCGAGAGAAACAAACAAAAGAGGAGGAAAAGAAAUCAGACAAGAAACCUCUUACAGAGGAUAGACGUGUUGAUUUUGGAAGGAAGACUGAGCAGAAAACAUAUAUCCGCGAGGAAGUUAUUAACAAGAAGUUAACAGGGGUUGAUAUUUCUAAUGCAAGAAGUUUGAAAAGCGGAUCAGCCAAAAAAGAUACAAAUGUGACCUUGGAAUCAAGAAGCAAAGAAGUCAUUGAGAUACCUAUCAGUAUUGAAACGCCUGCUGCUGACAAGGAAUCUCAGAGUAAUAGAGAAAUAAGGUUACAAUGUUUUAAAACCUCCAGAGGAAGAGAAACAGAUGACCAUGUAACUAAACCCACUGAAUUUCAAAAAGUGAGUAUUUCAGAAGCAGAAUCCAGUCUGAAAGAUGAAAAUCAAAUUAGUGACAGAAGUCAUAAAACAGGUACUCUGUCAACUGAAAAUAUAGCAGAGAAUAUUGUUGCUGACAUUCUGAAAAGCUUUACGCAGUCUUCUAGUUCACAAAUAUCAACAGACACGAAAGUGACCUAUUUUAAUAAGAAAGAACAAACAGAUGAUGGCAGAAUAAAGACUGAGAUCACAGUGGAAUCUCAAGUUCAAGAAAACAUAGAUAUUUCUGACAAAGCUGGCAUGGGAGGUCUAUCAAACCAGGAUGUUAGAAAAGCGGUUCGAGAGGGUGUUGAGGGAGCACUUUCCAAAGAGGAGAUAGAAGAUAUAGUGCAUCAUGGCCUGAAAGGGAGUGAGGGUAGAAAGAACAUGUCUGUUAAUGUUGAGAUUGUAGAGGAGCCACUAGAUUAUGCCAUUGAUGAAAGAACUGAUUUUUCAACACCUUUUGAAGUAGAGGAAGUGGAAGAUUCAUUCCCUGAGAGAGAGAGGCGUUAUGGUGAUGAGGAACAAAAUGUAACAUUCACAUAUGAAGAUGUUAAAAAGAAGAAACAACGCCACGAGAGUUUCACUCAUGUGGAAGAAGUAACCGAGGAAGAUGACUCACCUAUUGAACAAAAAUAUUUUGUAUCUGUUCCUGAUGAACAUCCCAUUAUUAAUGAAAAAGAUGAUGACUCAGUAUAUGGACAAAUUCACAUAGAGGAAGAAUCAACUAUUAAAUAUUCUUGGCAAGAUGAAUUUUUGCAAGGCACGCAAAGUAAGAGACAAGAAGGUGUAAGCUCUCCAGAAGAAACAUAUCAAGUAGUAGGGGAGGAUGCAAGUGCCCAGAUUUUAAAAGAGCAUCCUGAAGCUGAAACAUCCCAUGUUGAAUCUGUUGUUAUUGAAAAAGAAAUUAAAAUUCCCCAUGAAUUUCAGACUUCAAUAAAAGGGCUUUUAUCAAAGGAAACAAAAGACCCUAAACAUCAGCUGAAGGAAGCUUUGGAGCAAUUGGAGGGCAGUCUCCCAGAAAGUGUGAAGGAGGAGCUGUCUGCAUUAACAAAAGAAAAUCAGGCUGACUCUAGUAGCUUAGCAUUUGAUAUCAAAAAAGUUGAUCAAAAGGAGGAGGGUGGCACGGUGACAAUUGUUGCUGAAGUCAAUCUGUCACAGACACUUAAUACUGAUGAAUUCGAUGUAGCUAAGCUUGGUGAUGUAAUUGCAAGUGAGAAGGAGAUGGCAACAUUGCACUCUAUGAGAAAAGAGAGCUUUGAAAGAGUUGUUGAUGGUAGAAACAAUAUAGAAGUAGAUGUUUCUUCCCACAGUGAUGAAUACACUUCUUUGGCUGAUCAAGAAAUCUAUAGCUCAUCCACAGUGAAGAGGAGUGGUGCUACAGGGUAUCACACCACUGAAAAAGUUAUUUAUGACGGUUCAGUUUUGGAAACAGCAGAUUUUGGAGAAGUCUCUCACUCGCCACAGUCAACUGAUGAGACCAGAUCCAUAAGGCAUAUUAAGGUUGGCCCAGCAGAAGUUCAGAGAUUUGAGCAGAUCAUAUAUGAAGGGCCAGGUUCUGAAUCACUGGAGCUCAGUGCUACGGAAGGUCUUGUUCAGACAGAAAGAUCAUCAGAGUUUAGCCGAUCUGUGAAGCAUUUUAAACUAGGUCCUAAAGAAAUCCAGACCACAGAAGAAGUAAUUUAUACAGGCCCUGUAACUACAACUGUAGAAGAGACUGAUUCUGGGAAUCUUUCUCAGAAGUUUUCAACAGACUUCAACAGAUCCACGAGACACAUCACAGUAGGAUCAAGGCAAGUAACUGAAGAAGUCUCUUUUGAAGGGUCUGCUUCGGACUCUCUGGAACUCAAUAGCUCAAGUAACCUUUCUCAGACAGAGGGGUCUGUGGAUGUCAGCAGAUCAAUAAGGCAUUUUAAAUUAGGCCCAAAAGAGAUUAAUACUGAACAAGUUAUCUUUGAAGGACCAAUCUCUGGUAAAGUUGAGGUCAGUGACACUAGAGACUUCUCACAGACAGAAAGUUCCGUCAAACACAUUCAGCUGGGUCCCCAAGAGUUUAUGACAGCUGAAAAAAUCAUCUACCAGGGGCCUGUCUCUCAGCACACAGCAAUCAGUGAACUGGAAGACCAGACUCUUUCAGAAGGCUUUCAGAAGCGUUUUAGAAUAGGUCAAGUGGGAGUUAAAACCACUGAACAAAUCAUAUAUCAGGGCUCCGUUUCUGAAACUCCAGAGCUCAUUAACAAAGGACAUCUUUCAGAGGGUGAAGGAAGCUCAGAUAUUGAUAGAUCUUUCAGGCAUGUUAAAAUAGUUCCUGUAGAAAGUCAUGAGCAAAUAAUCUUUACAAGACCUACUUCUGAAAUGCGGGAAGAUCUUUCACAAACAGAAGAGUCCUCUGAGAGCAGUAGGUCUAUAAAGCAUAUUAAAGUAGGAUCCAAGGAAACAUCUUUUACUUUUCAAAUGGAUGUUUCCAAUAUGGGUGGAAUAUCCACAGACAAAAGUGGAGAACAGCAAGCAACAGUGCUCACAUCCAAUAAGCAAGACCCUUCUGUUAGUCAGUCACAGGUUCUUAUUGAAAGUGACCAGAUCGUAGAAAAUGAAAAUAGAAGAGGAGGCUCUGUUAUCUCCAGUUUUUCUCAAGAUCGUGGUGAAAAGGUAAUGGAAAAGUCAUUUUUUGAUAAAACUGUACAGCUGCAAAGAAUGGUAGACCAAAGGUCAGUUAUUUCUGAUGAAAAGAAAGUCGCUCUUCUCUAUCUGGACCAUGAGGAGGAAGACAAUGAUGAUGAUGAUAAUGAUGGACAGUGGUUCUGAAAGGACUCUUAAUGAAGUCUAUUUAGUAACUUGGUGAUACGUAUUUUGAUUAUCCUUUUUUUUUUUUCUUAGAAAAAAAGGCAUGGGGUACUAUUCAGAUUAUAAAUAAUGGACUGUAAAAUCUUGAAUCUAAGCCUCUACCUAUUCAGCACACUUUUUACUUUAUGGGAGAUGUUGUUUUGGGGCAAAAUCAUGCUAUUGAUGGGUUUUUCCUCAGAGACCUGUGUCAAAUAAUUCAGAUUUUUCCACCCAUAGAGACAGGAAUUUGCUACUGUGGAAUUCAAAGGAUUGUAUUCAUUGUUUGUUUUAUAGCAGGUCAAUUAAUAAGUGUGUGCUUGAAUAGGACUUCUCCUUUUUUACAAAAGAUACUGUAUUGUACUUGGUUACUAGAAUGUUCAGCAAUUCUACUUAAAUCUCAAGCUACUAACCACAAAUAUAUAUAAGACAAAGGACAGUGGUAGGUAGCUGAUCUUCUGUGCACUUAUAUGCAGUACCUAAUGAAAACAUGUUAAAAUGCAGUUAUUAUAGCUUUAAAAGAAAUAAACACAAUUCUGUAGGAUCAAACUAAAGAUAGCAAGAAUUGACAAAAGUUAUAUUUGUAUAGCUAGAAUGCAGUGCAAAAAAGAAAGAGGUAACACUAAAGCAAGAAUUCCUCCCUGUAUUCCUAACGAGAAAUAGUGAUUUUUAUGGUUAGACAGUAGUACAUUUAAUAUCUUUAAAGAAAAAAAACAGAUUUAAAAAAUCGGGUGGAUAGUAUUUCCACUGAAGUAAGGAGAACUCUUUACAGCUUCAGUGGCUGUGUACAUUAGUAACAUCAACUUAUUUUGCAGUAUAUGCUUUGCCUUAAUACUAGGUAUUGCUAAAGGUAAGCGUGACGUGUGCAAUAUGAUUAUAUAAUACCUAGUUUCUUGACACAGUGAAAUUAGCCAGUAAAAACUUGUAAAAAUGGCAUUGAUGACACAUACGAUCAUUGUGUGUCAAGUCAUUUCUAGAUAAUCCUUUGUUUACAAAUGAGACGAUUCCCUUUUCAAUUACUUGCUCUGCAAAGCCAACCUGAGAUUUGGAUUUUCUUUUUCUUCUGUUUUUUUCUUGUUGUAAUAUUUGCCUCAGGCCAAAGUUGGCUUCUACUUAAAUCAUUUGCAAAUAAGCUAAUUUCACUGGGAUUGCACAUCGGUUAAAUGAAGGACAUCAUUUAACUUUGCAAUUAUAACUCAGUGACUUCAAAGUCCAGUUUAGAAGGCAGCACCAAUAACUGUACUUAACCGUGCAGUGUUCUAGCAGAAGCAAAAAUAGCAGCCAAAACAUUUUUGUCACUGGGGUAAGAAGACACAGUACUGGACACGUAUGGGAAAUAAGAUACACAAAUGAGAAGCUGCUAUUCUUACAUGCGCACACACACGCAUCCACUCGCUCACUCUCGCACCCUCUCUGCAGAGCAGAAGCACACUUGGCGACGUUGUGCCAGGCCGGUGGUUGCCAACUCAGUUUUCUUCCCUGUGGUUAUGUAAACGUAGCUUUGUGUGUGCUAAUCAAUAGUUGAAUGUAGUUAAACUAUCUUAGCCUGGCAUGGCUCGUCACUUUUGUGAUUCCUUAAUAUCAAUGGAAGCCAGACUUUUCAAAACUGACUGCUACUUGAUAAGAUGAAUGUAAAUGCAAAGCUGAAGAGAAGCUCCAUGCUGACUGACAUAUCAAGCUGUUUCCAAUGUGGCAUAGUUUAAUUCUUGUGUGCCUUAGUAACGUAAGUUUUAAACUGUACAAAGCUACUAACGUCCCAAAGAUUAACUCACGAGGUUUGUCUGCACUGCAAAAUUUUCCCGUACAUUUUCCUCAUUCCUGUACAAAUGUGAGUACCAGGGUACUCGGGAUUGGAUAGUUUUCUAUCAUGUGCUAUAAAAUCAUUUGUUGAAAUUGGAAGUGUAACCAACAGCUGGAAAAUGAAUUGGAAACAGUUGUGUAGAAGCACUAAAGGCGCGUAUGUUAAGUUUGUUUAUACUGUUCACUGUGUAACAGAUAAUAGUAUUUUUUCAAAAUUAUUCAUAUGUGCUGGAAGAUCUUGUGCUUCCAUUUAUAGAGUGUUAGUAAUUGUAAUACUUCUCAUACCACCGUAUACUUUGUUUCCUUAGCUGACCCUGUGAGUUUCAACGGCAACAUCUUUGUAUUUAGUAAUUCUGUGUAAGUCAGAAUUUUCCAGUGUUAGGUUUUUCAAAGUUUUAUUCUGCACUGAAACUUAAACAUUAUCUGUAAAAGACAUAAGAAUACCUGCAGAAAAUGUAUUUUUAAACCAACAAAAAGGUACUUACAAGGUCAAACCCAUUUUUGAUCCUUGUGGAAUCUUUGACAGAUGUGUGCCUUAGAACAGCUAUACCAAAACUGUUAUGGUUAUGUUCACCUGCUCAGAGGAUUAUAACGUCAGAUGAAGGAAUAAACCAGUGAGGAGCAAGUGAAUCAUAAAAUGUAGAUGGCCUUAACACUGAAGGAGGAAAAGAAAAGGCAGUAUUUUUUCCACUGAGGCAACAACAGCUCUUUAAAAAUUACUUCAGUCAUCACUGUCAGAUGCAGUAGGUUAUGCCAAGAUAUAUUUCUAUUUUGAAUGUCUAGAAGGAAAAAAAAAAUUCUGUGUACUUUCUUUAGUUCUAUUUAAGAUUGGGAUUUUAAUCAACUUGGAAACUUAGUUUAUUGUAGAGAACCAGAAAGGAGCAUUGAUGUGACAUAUACUGAUAUGCACAGUUCCUUUGCAUAAACACUUUCAGGUUGUGAAAACCGAGGUAUCUCAAGUAAAAAAGGUUUAAGUUUUACAAGUGUUAGUGUAAGCAGCCCUUUUUCCAUUUAGCUCUUAUUAACCCGAGAGAUUUUGACAUAAUGAUAGCUUUGGGAUAAUACAAAAUGUCUUUAGGUGCACAGUUGCAUCCUGCAGGUGUAAUGGUUGCAUUUGCAGAACCAGGGCCAUAGGUACACACGAUGCAGCGCAAAUAUAACCUGCUGUCUGAUGUACGAACUCACCCUAUAUGAACACUUUCUGCAUAAGUAUUAUAACCUGUGGCUGAAAGAACUGGUGACAGAACCUCAGUCAGCAUGCAUUUCUGAAGCUUACUCAUAUAAGUUGUGCGUAUCAUUAAAUACAAUACAAUUGCUGCUGAGUUUGGAUUAGACAAAAAAGCUUUUAUAAAAUAUCAUUAGGGUAAUAUAAUAUAGGGUAAAACUAUGUAUUUAUAUGCUGAUAUAGAUCAGAAGUGGGGCACUGUUUUCCAGAUAACGUAAACCACUGGUCUAGAAAGCAAAUAUAGCAUAGAAUAUAAAGAAAGAUGUGAGAGAGACCUAGAAUUCUGUAUUGACUGAUGUUUGUGAAUAGCAGGUGUUUAAAAAGAUGGUAAGAAUGUUGAAACUGGGUUUGUUGAUGUCAGCUGUGUGAAACUUUGCAGGCACCUUCUGUUUUGGUCAUUUGCAAUGAAACUGCAUUUUUGUGGUGGUAUAAGCUUUGUGAUUUUACACUUUUUCACUCUUGAGUAUUAAACAAUCAAAAUCAA
This is a messenger RNA of Cuculus canorus (common cuckoo), 8441 nucleotides long. RefSeq names its product synemin (gene SYNM). Gene Ontology annotation, molecular function: vinculin binding; intermediate filament binding; structural constituent of muscle. Gene Ontology annotation, biological process: fast-twitch skeletal muscle fiber contraction; intermediate filament cytoskeleton organization. Gene Ontology annotation, cellular component: sarcolemma; costamere; intermediate filament. The transcript is spliced from 4 exons. The coding region runs from base 112 to 4917 and encodes 1601 amino acids. The record is from RefSeq and is a predicted model, not a curated record. NCBI's taxonomy places the organism in Eukaryota, Metazoa, Chordata, Aves, Cuculiformes, Cuculidae.